This is a messenger RNA of Panicum virgatum (switchgrass), 913 nucleotides long. RefSeq lists its product as uncharacterized. The record is from RefSeq and is a predicted model, not a curated record. NCBI's taxonomy places the organism in Eukaryota, Viridiplantae, Streptophyta, Magnoliopsida, Poales, Poaceae. The transcript is spliced from 3 exons. Bases 64 to 513 code for a protein of 149 amino acids.
AGAAGGGGGCUGUCCGCUCCGCUGCGACGGCGAGGCCAAGAAAACUUUCCUCUUGCAGAGAGCAUGGGGGUCUCCGCUGGGCUCCGGCAGCCGCUCGUCCCCGCGGCAGCAUCUCUCCGAAGCCGUCGAUCCGUGCGGCUCCCGCCGCGCGCGGCCUCGCCUUCGACGCUGUCCGUGUCCCGCGCGGUUAAGGUUAAAGCAAGUGCAAUCAAUGGCCUGCAAAGAAGUAAGAGUAGCCUCGAAUCCUUAUUCUGCUAUGACAAAUCUGUUCCGGAGGAGGAUAUUGGUAAACCUACUGGUUUAAAUGUGGAAAAGAAGAACGUUGGGGACAAUCCUCCCUGUACAAGCUGUGAAGCUAAAGGUGCCGUGCUGUGUGAAACCUGUGCUGGUUCAGGCUUGUAUGUCGACUCGAUACUGGAGAGCCAAGGAAUCAUCGUAAAAGUCAGAUGUCUAGGUUGCGGGGGAACUGGAAACAUUAUGUGCUCAAAAUGCGGAGGCCGCGGCCACACAUGAACUCCACUAGCAUACUUGUCAAGUGACAAUGUGACAUAAGUUGGGAUUUCUGUUCGAGUUGGCAAAACAGACUUCUUCCCAUACGACUCUAUGGGGGCUAAAUCUGCAUGAUUCAGUGCUGAGGUAGCUGCUUUUUACAUGGAGGCAUGCCUACGAAGCUGCUGAACCGAUCCUCUUUUUGCAUUUCAUGUUUGAAGUUUCAAUGUGAUGGUGUGCCGUGAAGGUGUAAUGGAUUACACGGCGCUGUUAAAUUACUCAAACAAACUGCUUGACGAUUUCCAUCGAUAGGAAUUUGGCCGGGUCUGGUGGGCUAAAUGCAGAGUUCCAAUGAAUAGAAGGGCAUGUAACUGGAUUUGUCUGCGAAACUGUAUAAUCACUUGCUGUGCCGGGCUGUGUGCAA